Messenger RNA from Peromyscus californicus insignis, 3327 nucleotides. It is a transcript of the gene Mtrr, whose product is annotated as 5-methyltetrahydrofolate-homocysteine methyltransferase reductase. Gene Ontology annotation, biological process: homocysteine metabolic process. NCBI's taxonomy places the organism in Eukaryota, Metazoa, Chordata, Mammalia, Rodentia, Cricetidae. The coding region runs from base 119 to 2209 and encodes 696 amino acids. Gene Ontology annotation, cellular component: cytosol. The transcript has 15 exons. The record is from RefSeq and is a predicted model, not a curated record. Gene Ontology annotation, molecular function: [methionine synthase] reductase (NADPH) activity; flavin adenine dinucleotide binding; FMN binding.
CUGUGCGCGCGUGCGCGGUGUUCCCAGGCGGUGGCCUGCUGGGGGAAGAGCCGUGUCGCGCGCAGGAGGUGGCGGCUCCGGGUCUCACUGUUAGGGCUGCAGCCGAUGGCCUGAGGUGAUGAGAAGGUUUCUGUUGCUGUAUGCUACACAGCGAGGACAGGCGAAGGCCAUAGCAGAGGAAAUAAGGGAGCAGGCUGUGUCGCAUGGGUUUUCUGCAGAUCUUCACUGUGUUAGCGAGUCGGAGAAGUAUGAUCUGAAAACUGAAACUGCUCCUCUGGUAAUGGUUGUAUCCACCACGGGUACUGGUGAUCCCCCUGACACAGCCCUCAAGUUUGUGAAAGAAAUACGUGACAAGACACUACCCACAGACUUCUUUGCUCACCUGCGGUAUGGAUUAUUGGGUUUGGGUGACUCAGAAUACACAUACUUCUGCAAUGGAGGGAAGAUAAUUGAUAAACGACUUCAGGAGCUUGGAGCCCAGCAUUUCUAUGACACUGGACAUGCCGACGACUGUGUAGGUCUAGAGCUCGUGGUGGAGCCGUGGAUUGCUGGACUCUGGGCUGCCCUCACAAAGCACUUUAAGUCACUCGGAGGACAAGAAGAAAUGAGUGACACGCUCCCACGGGCAUCAGCCGCCCCCUUGAACACUGCUGGGGAGCCAGAAUUGUCACACAUCCAGUCACAAGUUGAACUUCUGAGAUUAGAGGAUGUGGGGGAAAGGGAUGCUGAGGUUUGGGAACAAAAUGAAACAAACAGGAGUCAGACGGGAGAUGUGAUUGAAGACCUUCAGUCCUCGCUCGCCCGCUCAGUUCCUCCACUCUCACAAGCCUCUCUGAGUAUUCCUGCUCUGCCCCCUGGAUAUUUGGAGGUCCAUCUUCAGGAGUCUCUGGGCCAGGAGGAAAUCCCGGCAUCUGUGACUUCGGUGGAUCCAGUUUUUCAGGUUCCAAUUUCAAAAGCUGUUCAGCUGACUACAGAUGAUGCCAUAAAGACCGCGCUGCUGUUGGAAUUGGACAUUUCAAAAAUCGAGUUUCCCCAUCAACCUGGGGAUUCCUUCAAUGUGAUCUGUCCAAACAGCGAUGCUGAGGUAGAAACCCUGCUUCAAAGGCUGCAGCUGGCUGAUAAGCGAGCACACCGUGUCCUCUUGAAGAUUAAGACGGACACCAAGAAGAAAGGAGCUGCUGUGCCCCAGCAUGUGCCCGAGGGCUUGUCUCUGCAGUUCAUCCUCACCUGGUGUCUGGAAAUACGAGCAGUUCCUAAAAAGGCGUUUUUGCGUGCCCUCGUCGACUGCACCAGCAGUGCUGCUGAGAAGCGGAGGCUGCAGGAGCUGUGCAGUAAACAGGGGGCAGCUGACUACAGCCGCUGCAUCCGCGACGCCAGUGUCUGCCUGCUGGACCUGCUCCUCUCCUUCCCGUCCUGCCACCCUCCUCUCAGCCUCCUGCUCGAGCACCUUCCCAAACUCCAGCCUCGACCAUACUCAUGUGCAAGCUCCGGCCUCCUCCAUCCAGACAAGCUUCACUUCGUCUUUAACAUCGUAGAGUACCCGUCUAACACCACAGCGGCCUCGCUGCGGAAGGGGGUGUGCACAGGCUGGUUGGCCACACUGGUGGCUCCAUUUCUUCAGCCAAACACAGAGGCUUCGCAUGCAGGCAGUCCUGAUGGCCUGGCUCCUAAGAUAUCCAUCUCUCCUCGAGCGACACAUUCCUUCCACUUACCAGAUGACCCUUCAGCCCCCGUCAUAAUGGUGGGUCCAGGCACUGGCGUGGCCCCCUUCAUUGGCUUCCUCCAGCACAGAGAGAAGCUCCAAGAACAACACCCAAAUGGAAAUUUUGGAGCAAUGUGGCUCUUCUUUGGCUGCAGACAUAAGGACAGAGACUACCUGUUCAGAGAGGACCUCAGGCGCUUCGUCAAGAUUGGGGUCUUGACUCACCUGAAGGUCUCCUUCUCCAGAGAUGCCCCACCAGAGGAGGAGGCCCCAGCAAAGUAUGUGCAAGACAACCUCCACCGUCACAGCCAGCAGGUGGCCAGGAUCCUCCUUCAGGAGAAGGGCCACAUUUACGUGUGUGGAGAUGCCAAGAACAUGGCUAAAGAUGUGAAUGACGCCCUGGUGGAAAUCAUAAGCAGAGAGGCUGGCGUUGACAGACUGGAAGCAGUGAAAACACUGGCAGCGUUCAAGCAAGAGAAGCGCUAUCUUCAGGAUAUUUGGUCAUAAACUGGAAGGAGGACAUUUUUUUUCCCUCUGAAAAUGCCAAAAGACAAUUUUACUGAAGCUGACUUUAAAAUUUUUCGAAAAUUUCUUGGAAGAGUUUGUGUGGAGAACAAUCUCUGAGUCUGGAGCAACCUCACAGGAGGUCUCCCACUCCUCGCCUGGGCCCCGCCCACCAAGGGCCGAGCUGUGUGGUGGUGCAGAGGCAGCUUGAAUUGCACAUGCCCCGAGCACCACCCCCCACCCCGGAGGACAGGUAGUCGAUGGCUCACCUGUGCCUGUGCACAUUAUGGAAAACUUGUGGACAUAUUAUCUUUCUGUGAAGUAUACACAAAGAAUAUUCAUAGCAGUAAUAUUUAAAUCAUGUGUAAGCCAUAUUUUUUGGAUGUUUAUAUAAUUAUUUGUGAUUUAUUAUCAAAAUUAUAUUUCUGAUAAAAUAUUUUAAUUUUGAGGUAAUCCUUAUAAAGAUUUUUAUGCUACUAGAAAUAUAUUUGAAAUCCUCCUCUGCCUUUUUCAUCCUGACGUUUUGUAAUGUCACAAUUCUGUAGCGCAGGGGCAUUUACAUCCCCUCACAGAAGACACCAUGAGCACAUUCCAGUCUUGUUACACUGUUCUUCUCAUGGGCGCCUUUCAUCUCUGCUCCUCACUAAUAGAGAUGGUUUUUCCAAUACUGAUUUUAUUCUGUGCACCACCUUAAAAUACUGUCAAGCCUUAAAAUACUACAGUUAGAUUUCUGAUCCCAAAAUUCUAUGAAAGUUAUGAAAGUAAAGUAUGUGAAAGGCUUCUGCAUUGGUUAUGCAUGUUGUUGCUGGGACGAAGCAACUUCAGGAGGGGGUGUUGAAGCUCAGGGUUCCGCUGUGCAGUCCACGAUGGUUGGGAGGUCAUGGUGGCAGAAGCUGGUGGCAGCGGUCACGUCACAUCCACAGUCAAGGAGAAGAAGACUGCCUGUGCCUAGCUAGCUUUCUCCUUUUCAUACACUAGAACGCCACCCAUGGCGUGGGUCUGCCAACAUUGAGUGUGGGUCUUUCCACCAGGCUUGUCCAGAGACGUGUCUCCAACGUGAUUCUAGACCUGUCAACUGACUAUAACUAUGGCAGGUAUAAUAAAACUUCCUCCGUCUGGUA